AGCCGAUAGAACCAACGACCGGCUGGCAGGAUGGGAACUGCAGCUGGGUCUCCUGGACCAAGCGUCUCUUGCUGUGUUUCACGGCUCACCACUACAGGUUGAGACCAUCAGACGGUACCAAGAGCGUAGAGAGAGGUAACUUCCGAAGGGAAGAGCUCUCAGCCUCUGUAGAUGGGGCACUGGAUAUGUUGCCUUUGCUCCAGAGCUGCAGAUUCGUUGAUGCUGCUUCUGGUUUUGGCUGCAAGCUGUAACCCUUCCUUAGAAGCAACAGCUUCUCCAUCUGUGCCCCACAUCAAACCCAGCUACAGUUUUGGCCGGACUUUCCUGGGACUUGAUAAAUGCAACGCCUGCAUUGGGACGUCCAUUUGCAAGAAGUUCUUUAAAGAAGAAAUAAGGUUUGACAACUGGCUUUCUUCUCGUUUAAAGCUGCCCCCCAGCUACCUCCUCAGCUACUCGGGGAACUACACUGACGAUGCCAAGAGCUGGCGGCGGGUGGACAUCACCAGGCUGACCACCAAGUACCAGCACGACCAGGCCGACAAGCGCAUCUGCACGGCGCUCCUGAAGACGAGGACCUGCAGCCUGGAGCACGCCCUGCGCCGCACUGCCCGGGGCCAGAAGUGGCUGCGGGCCAAGCGGCUCACGCCCGACCUGGUGCAGGGUCUCUCCAGCCCAAUGCUGCGUUGCCCAUCUCAGCGCCUCUUGGACCGGAUAGUACGGCGCUAUGCUGAAGUACCAGAUGCUGGCAGCAUCUAUAUGGACCACCUCACUGACCGGGAUAAACUGCGCCUUCUGUACACGCUGUCAGUGAAUUCACAUCCCAUCCUGUUACAGAUCUUCCCAGACGUGGAGGGGUGGCCAUUCCCACGGUACCUGGGUGCCUGCGGGCGGCUGGUGGUCAGCGCCAGCACCCAGCCUCUGCGUGACUUCUUCGAUGCCGCCCCCGAGGUGGCUGCCGACCUGGCACUGCAGCUCCUUGCUGUCCUCCGCUCCAUGGGCACUAACGACCUCAACUACUUCUUCUACUUCACCCACGUGGAUGCUGGCACCUUCGGCGUUUUCAGCAAUGGGCAUCUGUUCAUCCGGGAUGCCAGCACGCUGGGCAUCAUAGACAAGGAGGAAGGGAGCCAGCUGACUGAUGACCAACAGGAGUAUAAAGAUAUAUUUAGCUGUUUGACUGUGGACUGCCAGUCUGCAGUUGUGCCCUGUAACUCAAUCAGAGAGAAACAGAGUCUCAUCAUGGUAUGUCAAGAGCUUUUGCCUAAGCUCCUAAAAGGGAAAUUCCUUCAACCCAUACAGGAGAAGAUAGACGGCUUCCUCCAGCACUGUGCAGAUGGCUUCGCCAACGACCAGGCCGUCGACAACACAGUUGCAAAGCUGGCAGAGCUCCUGAAACCACUGCGAUCUUGCGAUUCUCGUUUUGCCUAUCGCUACCCUGACUGCAAAUACAGUGACAAAUACUGAGAGAAGCUCUGUGGGAAAGACCAGAGCAGCCUCCAGGCUUCACCAUCAUGGAAAGCAAGAAGGACCUGGGGUAGCUAGGAAGAACUGCAUCGAAACGGAGGCAUGCUGAUUGAGACAAACGAGGGAGCAGAGUUCAUGUGGGAUUUAUUGUUCGUCUCCCAGAGACACAUUUGUUACCUAAGGUGUUUGAUAUGAUGUAAGGCUUAUGGAUUAUAAAUGUUAUCAUGAGUGACGGGGGCUACAAGAUUUAUUAAUCUUGUUCGUUCACUUUGGCCUUGGAAAAAUUUUCCAUGCCAUCCAUUAAGAAGAAACCCUCUGAAGGUAAUUCGCUCACAACUAGCUAGAUAGAGGAGCUUUAUUAUCGAGAACAUCUUUUUGAUCAAGAUGAUAUAUACAUAAUGUGAGAUGGAUGGAAGCGUUUAAGACUUUCCUGUGGGGAUUUUUAAUGCUUUAAAAAUCGUAUCUAAACCGAAUCAUUUGAUCAGUUCCUUACCAUCACCCACUACUUUUAUAAAAUAUUUAAAUUUUAUUACUUUUAUGGCACAUGGAAUGGAAGGAAGCAAUUGACAGCAUUAAAAAGCUGAAAGAA
Molecule: messenger RNA, 2053 nt
Organism: Rhea pennata
Lineage: Eukaryota; Metazoa; Chordata; Aves; Rheiformes; Rheidae
Gene: DIPK2B
Product: divergent protein kinase domain 2B
Exons: 5
Coding region: 172-1464 (430 amino acids)
Source: RefSeq, a predicted model, not a curated record